This is a messenger RNA of Cylicocyclus nassatus, 589 nucleotides long. NCBI's taxonomy places the organism in Eukaryota, Metazoa, Nematoda, Chromadorea, Rhabditida, Strongylidae. The record is from the annotation of a GenBank genome assembly.
AGGCAUACCAAAUGCGUCCACUCACGGAAGAAGAGACGGAAAAGGUCUUUGCAAAGCUAGCCACUUUCAUAGGAGACAAUGUGGCAUUGUUGAUCGAACGAGAAGAUGGUGACUACUGUUUUCGAAAUCACAAGGAACGAGUUUACUACUGUACGGAAAACCUCAUGCGCCAAGCCGGUUGUAUAGCUCGAGAACCUCUACUGUCAUUUGGGACUUGUCUAGGCAAAUUCACAAAAUCUCACAAAUUUCACCUUCAUAUUACAGCGCUAGAUUAUCUGGCUCCUUAUGCUAAGUAUCGAGUAUGGCUGAAGCCCAGUGCUGAGCAACAAUUUCUAUAUGGAAAUAAUAUUUUGAAGUCCGGAAUUGCAAGAAUGACUGAAGGCACGCCUACUCAUGCUGGUAUUGUGGUUUACAAUAUGAACGAUAUGCCUCUUGGAUUUGGUGUGGCGGCAAAAGGUACAGCUGAGUCGAAACGAGCUGAUCCCACUGCUGUUAUUGUACUCCAUCAGUGUGAUUUGGGAGAAUACAUCCGUAGUGAAAGCUCGUUAACGUGAUAAAUCGUUGGGUAUGCUGUUAUUGUUAAACAACA